Microthlaspi erraticum is the source of this 1407-nucleotide messenger RNA. Lineage: Eukaryota; Viridiplantae; Streptophyta; Magnoliopsida; Brassicales; Brassicaceae. The record is from the annotation of a GenBank genome assembly.
AUGAUUGCUCCACAUGGAUACAGCCAGCAAGGGCCUCUCCAAAGUUUCCCGCCCGGAUUCCCACCAAUGCCAUAUCCCAAUACACCAAGUCAAUAUUGGGACAUGAAAGACAUGCUUCAACAGCUCUUACGAGGACAGGCCAAUGGCACAAUGGAGAUGAACAACAAACAGUUACCUAACAGAGUUGGUACACCUCAGAUCGCUGUGGACAUCGAUGACGAGGAAAGGGAGGAUUUCGUUGAGUAUUCGGACAUAUCUGCCGCCAACUCGAUCGAGCCGGAAAUCAACACUGAACCAGAGCUCGAUCAAGUUAGUGAACAAGAAGCUCCGCAAGACAAGCCAGAACUCGAUCGAGUCAGUCCACAAGUUGACAAGGCAAGCCCCAAUCAGCCACCAAAACCUGCUGGAAAGAAGAAGGACACUCCAUCAAGACCACCGCCAUACAAACCCCCUCUACCUUUCCCAGGAAGGUUCAAGAAACAAUUGUUGGAAAAGCACAAGGCUAAGUUUGAGGAACUAAUGAAGGAUCUUGAGCUGAAGUUACCUUUCAUCGAUGUUUUGAUGCUCAUCCCACCCUACCAAAAGUUCUUGAAGGAUGCUGUACAACAACGAACUAAGGAGGUACAAGGAAUGGUAGUCUUGAAUCGUGAGUGCAGUGCAAUCAUUCAACGAAAGGUCAUCUCCGACAAAAAAGAAGAUUCGGGGAGUUUUACAUUGCCUUGCAUGAUAGGACCUCUGACCUUCAAGAACAGCCUCUGCGACCUAGGAUCAUCAGUCAGCCUUAUGCCCUUGUCAGUAGCGAAGAGACUCAAUUAUCACAAGUAUCAAGCCUGCGGAAUCUCACUAGUCUUGGCGGAUAGAUCGAUAAGGUUACCAACGGGGAUGCUUGAGGACCUGCCUUUGAGAAUAGGAAAUGUAGAGAUCCCCACUGACUUCAUUGUGCUUAAGAUGGAUGAAGAACCAACAGACCCCUUGAUAUUAAGAAGGCUAUUCCUAGCUACAGCAAGAGCAAUGAUAGAUGUCUGUGAAGGCACAAUUGAGCUGAACCUUGGGAAGGACCUAAAGAUGAAGUUUGACAUCAAGGACACUUUGAGGAAGCCAACAAUAGAAGGACAACUCUUUUACGUCGAAGAAAUGGAUCAGUUGGCGGAUGAGCUUUUGGAGGAGCUAUCUUUGGAAGACCCCCUACAAAUUGCUCUAACCAAGGAUCCAUCCGAAGGAUAUAUGCACUCAGAGACCAAAGAGUAUUCAAAUCUCCUUAACACCUUCAGACCGGUUCCAAACAUUCUGAGCAUUGAAGGAUUAGACAGACCAAGAUGUGAAGUCUUGGCAGUGAGCUCGAUCAAGAACUCAAUCGAGUCGAGCCUCGAACAAAGGAACUUGAUCGAGCUGGGUGUCGAAUGCUAG